Molecule: messenger RNA, 5684 nt
Organism: Danaus plexippus (monarch butterfly)
Lineage: Eukaryota; Metazoa; Arthropoda; Insecta; Lepidoptera; Nymphalidae
Product: glutamate receptor ionotropic, kainate 2
Exons: 17
Coding region: 159-2954 (931 amino acids)
Biological process (GO): monoatomic ion transport; modulation of chemical synaptic transmission; synaptic transmission, glutamatergic
Cellular component (GO): plasma membrane; postsynaptic membrane
Molecular function (GO): transmitter-gated monoatomic ion channel activity involved in regulation of postsynaptic membrane potential; glutamate-gated receptor activity
Source: RefSeq, a predicted model, not a curated record
AUAUGCGACACAAUUAGUAUGCGUUAUAAAAUAUAACAAAUUAUUGAAUCCAACAGAAGAUGCUCACAAGUUCCACUUCAUCUGUAUAAAAAUAUAACAGCGUUUUAUAAGACUUAAUGUGAAGGUUAUUAAGGUUUAGGUCGUUUAUCAAUGAGAGAAUGAUUGUGAAAUUGAAAUUUAUAUUCGUUAUACUGGAAUGUUUGAUUUAUGUUAACGGAGAGAGAAUUAUAGGAGCCAUUUGUGAUGACGGGAAUUUUUUAAACCAUGCAACAUUCGAUGUCGCUGUUGAAGCGGCAUCGAGAAAUGAAAAGAAUGCAUUCGUUUCUUCCGUAGUGAAAACUUCACCUGGUGAUAUAAAUGAAGCUGAAUUAGCUAUGUGCUCGCUCUUGGAGCAAAAUAUUCUGGGUGUUUUUGGACCACAGACACGAAAUACUUUAGAGCAUGUGCAAUCGCUGGCCGAUUAUUUUGAAAUUCCACAAAUAAUUACUGAGCCGAUAGAAAUUCUAAACAGAAAUUGGUCCGCUGUGAGCUUGUACCCUCAUCAUAACACUUAUUCCCAGGUUUUUGCUGACAUUAUCACGAUGAAGGGUUGGACGGAGUUUACAAUCAUUUACGAAGGCGCUGAACUUUUACCUUUUUUGAAUAACAUUGUUUCUAUAGAAGAUUUAGGAUCAGGUGAAGAAGUUAGCAUAAAAUUUAUACAACUUCCAGGCGACGCUGAUUAUAGAUCUCAACUUAAAAACAUUAAAGUAUCUGGAUCAUUAAACUACGUGGUUAUCUGUCAACUAAAGAAUCUAUUAAAUCUUUUAGAGCAAGCGCAACAAGUUGGCAUAAUGUCCGAUGAACAUAGCUAUCUCAUAAUGAAUCCAGACUUUCAAACUAUUAACAUCAGUCCAUUUAAGCAUGGCGGUUCAAAUGUAACAGGUAUUAGGUUUUUCGAUCCCGAACUAAAGGAAAUUCAGGAGUUAAUAAUAUCAAUAAACGGUAAGGUGAAGGAACUAUCGGAUAAUCAAUUGACAGAUGCAAUUAAAGAAAAUGGGCUUACAUUAAAUUUAGCCCUCAUGUACGAUUCGGUGAUGCUCUACACGUCGGCUAUCAAAGCAAUGAGCUUAGAGUACGGCGGCAAUGUUACCUGUGAUUCCGAUGAAACGUGGAAUUUGGGUUCCACUGUCAUUAAUUACGUGAGAACAAAUGAAAUCGACGGUUUGACGGGGCUCAUAAAAUUCAAUGAAGAAGGCUUCCGCACCGAUAUAGAAGUGGAAGUCUUUGAAGUUAUGGCUCAUGGCCUUGAAAAGGUAGGGACUUGGAAUUCAGAAGACGGAUACACGUUGUCAAGAAAAGUCAUACCAGUCGCGGAAGAGGAAGGAACUGAUUCAAUGAAAGGAAAGCAUUUUAUUGUUAUCACCGCUUUGAGUGCUCCUUAUGGGAUGCUAAAGGAGUCAUCUAAAAAGCUGGAGGGAAAUGACCGUUAUGAAGGUUUUGGAAUAGAAAUCAUCGAAGAACUAGCGAAAAUGAAUGAAUUCAACUAUACAUUUGAUAUCCAAACCGACGGGGUGUACGGAUCGUAUGAUGCUAAAAUAGGCAAAUGGACUGGAAUGAUGGAAAAGAUAAUGGAUGGCAGAGCUGAUUUUGCCAUCACCGAUUUAACGAUAACAGCUGCGAGACAAAAGGUGGUGGAUUUUACAAGUCCAUUCAUGAAUUUGGGCAUUACCAUAUUAUUCAAAAAGCCUUCAAAGCAACCGCCUGAUUUGUUUUCAUUUAUUUCACCAUUUUCAUAUGCUGUAUGGGGAUAUUUGACUGGCGCGUACGUAGGCGUUUCGGCCCUGCUUUUCCUACUAGGUAGAUUUGCACCAGAAGAAUGGCAAAACCCGUACCCUUGUAUAGAAGAGCCGGAGACUUUGGACAAUCAGUGGACAUUGGCUAACUCGUUCUGGUUCACGUUGGGUAGUGUACUUACCCAGGGAUCUGAAAUAGCACCCAUAGCUUUAUCGACGAGAAUGGCUGGGAGCUUGUGGUGGUUCUUCACGCUGAUCAUGGUAUCAUCUUAUACAGCCAACUUGGCUGCGUUCCUGACGGUUGAAUCGAAAUUUUACGCCAUUAAAAGUGUAGCCGAUUUGUCCAACAACCCCUACGACAUUAAGUACGGUGCGAAAAAAGGAGGAGCUACAUACGGUUUUUUUAAGGAAUCCGACAACAUACUGUAUCAUAAGAUGUAUCAAUACAUGGAUGAACAUCCAGAUCUGAUGACCCAGACUAACGAAAUUGGACUCGAAAGGGUGAAAAACGAGAAUUACGCCUUUUUAAUGGAGUCCACGUCUAUAGAGUACAUGGUCGAGAGGAAUUGCGAUGUCGCUCGAGUAGGCGGCAUGUUAGACAGCAAAGGAUACGGAAUAGCUAUGAAGAAAAAUUCUCCGUACAGACAGCCAAUGAGCGAAUCGAUAUUGCAAUUACAGGAACAAGGUAAAAUAACUAGAAUGAAAGACAAAUGGUGGAAGGAAAAGAGAGGCGGCGGAGCUUGUGCGGAUGACGAUGCAAGCAGUGGCGACGCGCAACCUUUGGUUCUGGCGAACGUGGGCGGAGUGUUCAUAGUCCUCGCUGUGGGAUCCGGCUUAGCGAUCGUCUGCGCUUUCUUUGAAAUGAUUGUAAAUGUGUGGUUUAUAUCAAGAAAGGCGAAGGUGCCAUUCUUGGAAGAGUUGAAGGCCGAAUUGAUGUUCGUGUUCAGCUUUAGCGGAGACGUCAAGCCGGUGCGACACCGUGAAUCUUCUGAUACGUCAACAGAUUCAAAAAAAGAAAAUAAAGAAGACGACGAAGAAUCUCAAGAAGAAGAAAACGAUGUGACGAACCGAAUACCGACGCCUUCGCAAAGAUCAAGUCAUUCGCGACACGUGUCGCACAGUAGACGUCAGAGCAACGCCUCGUAUAUGGCCAAAGUACGAAAAUCUAGCAAGCCGUAAUAAUCACAACAUCAUUUUUAUAUUUUAAUGUAGAUAGUUAAUAAUAAAUAUAUGUUGUGACGUAAAUUAUAAUGGCAAAAAAGUAUACUCGUACAUUAAGGAUGUCAACGCUAACAAGUGUCAUGGGUCACAAGAAUAAGUUACUACUUAUUAUUUUACACGGCAAUUUAUUCAGCUAAUGGAAAGCUAUGAAAGAUGCUUGUAACAAAGGUCGGUGUCCGUUUUGUAAAGGACGUUGAAAUAAUGGACACAUAUUUCAUUCGAGGCGAUGCAGAUUUAUAUUUAUAAAAGUCUCGGGUUGUCCAAUUAAAAUUAUUAUUUUUUUUUUUCCUGCAAAGCCCUUUAAACUACAAAAACCUUCUUACAGUUUUUGUUUUCAAUACUUAACACUAUUAAAUAAGACAAAAAGUAAAAGGUUCAGUCAUGAGUCUGUUAAUUAUGACUGAGUGAGAUUUUACUUAACGAAAACUAUUUUUUUUUUAUUCAGUUUGAAAUUUUCGAUUUAAGGUUAAGUUUAAAAACUUUCACAAAUUGAAGAAAUGAGAUUGACAUUUAUUUCAGUUUAGUUUUUCAGUUUUACUUCUUCAUCUUAUUUUUCUUUAUAACGGUGAUAAUUGUUAUAAAAUACAGUUUUAAUUCUUAGGAUUACUGUUUUUAAAUCAGACCCGGAAGAAAAAUUUUUUUAGCAAUAUAAAAAGUUUCGCUUUAUUUAUUUUCAGUUAUAGUACAUAAAUAUGAAUAAUUUACAAUACUUCUCUUAACAAACCAUGAAGUUAUUUUCUCACCUAAAUCAUAAUAUAUCAAAUCUGUUUCUAAAAAUAUCUCUCUUCUCCAACGUAUAAAAGCUAUUAGUGAUAGUAGGGCAAGUAGUUUCUUCCUGAGUGUAGGAAUUUUUCAUUAUUUUGAGGACCUAAGGUAUAUUUUUCCAUUACAGUUAUUAUCUUUGUAAAAAUUUAUUAUAGUUUUACUACAGCAAUAAAUAUAUUUGAUAACAUUAGAAGAAUUAUAGUCACUAGACGUAUGGUGUGGAAUAUUUUUUUGGGUAAAUAAAAUUUCAUUUUCAUUUCAUAGAUUUGCACUUACUAACAAUAACAGAUAUUUAAAUAAUUUAAAGGUAUAGUAAAAAAUACAAUAUUUGUUUUGUAUAAAAUGUUUCAACUAAGUUUCAAGUAUAUUCCCGUCGUCUAGCAAAAGCCACACUCAAACCACCGGAUGAGUGCCUUGAUCCGUGCGAGUGAUGGGUAUGAUGAGUGUCAGUGGACCUUCCAGAUUUGAUAGAGUGAAGGGAUUUGAUCUCAUCUUUCGCUUCCAAUUCCGCGAGUGCUUCGAAGCUGCCAUCGCUUUCUUUUGUCGGACGUUUCACUGGUUUUAUAUCCCCGUUAAAAGUAAGAGCAAAUUUAAGCUCCUCUAUUAAUUCAUAUUUAAAUGUUGUCUGCAACAAAUAUAGAACAUCUUUAAAACUAGACUAGAUUUAGGCUGUUGUAGAAUAAGCGCCGCAAAAAAAGAAAGAAAAACUUUCUAUUGAUUUUAUUUUAUUUUGUUUCUGAUAACGUAACUAAACUUAUAUUUUUAUGAAAAUAUAAUCUUAGAAUGUGCUAACUUACAUUAUAUUUAACUGAGCGCUUGAAAACUCCCCACAUCAUGUCCAGGGUUGAUACAAAAACGCCAAUCAAUGAGCCCACGCCGAGUACUACGAACGCUCCCAACAUAUUUUUCAUACCCAAUUGCUUAGGAUCUUCGUCCGUCUUUGUCUGUAAAAUUUUCAUUAGUUCGUAUAAAUUUCUUCUAUGGGCCUGCUGACUUUGUUUAAAAAUAUUAUUUUUAAAAAAUUACGUAUCUAUUUCCUUUUUCAUCAUAAAAUAGAUCCAAUUAUUCGGUCGUAAAAACUUUGAAGUAUGAGGAAUUGAAACUAUUUUCAUUGGAAUACAAGUUUUUGAAACGUAGACAAAUGUUAAAAAUAUUACUUGUCAUACAGCAGUGGUAUAUAAACUAUAAAUGAGAAAAAUAUCUUUUACGUUAGCAGGUUUUAAAAAUGUGUAGAUACGUAGCUAUUUUUUAGACCAAUAAACUUUGAGAUUACAAUAAAAUAAUUGAUAUUUAGGAUAGGAAUGUUCCUUUAAAGGCACUAAACAUUAAAGUAAAUACAUUAUUACCCAAAAGCGUAAUAUAAAUAACGGUUACCCCACACUUUCCCCCGUCGUGUUUUUGUUUCCACCAAAUGUCUUUUAGCUUUUGUAUUUCACCUCUCUCCUUAAGCUGAAGUAAUGCAUCGUCAAUGUGCUUUUUGUAUUUCGAACCUACAUAAAAUACGCUUCAUUUUAUUUUUGAAAUACAAUUUGUUGUGAAAAUACAAAGUUUUUUUUUAUAUUAAAGAUAAGAAAUUUAUUUUGUUUCGUUUAUAUAAUUAUUUGGACAAUUUCAGUUGAUGAUAUUUUAUUACCUUUUUUCAUUCCAAUGCCAUAACUUUUUGAAUCAAGAAGUCCUCCGACUUGGAGUAAAUCACAAUGCCUCUCUUUGUAAUACUCUAUGGAUGUAGAUUCCAUAAAAAAUGCAUACGUCGAGUUUUCAGCCCUGCAUACAAACGAUGUGAUGGAAAAUAAGCUUGGGAAAACAAAGUAAUAUGUUUCUAAAGAUAUUUUUUGUUGUGAAAAAUGUCACGAAUUAGUUAAAAAGUGAAUUUAUAUGUUAUAAAAAACAUUUAAUUCAAUAAAUAAAAAAAUGUAUACUUUA